Messenger RNA from Mesocricetus auratus (golden hamster), 1076 nucleotides. RefSeq names its product mas-related G-protein coupled receptor member X1-like. The transcript has a single exon. Gene Ontology annotation, cellular component: membrane. The coding region runs from base 1 to 1038 and encodes 345 amino acids. Gene Ontology annotation, biological process: G protein-coupled receptor signaling pathway. Gene Ontology annotation, molecular function: G protein-coupled receptor activity. The record is from RefSeq and is a predicted model, not a curated record. Lineage: Eukaryota; Metazoa; Chordata; Mammalia; Rodentia; Cricetidae.
AUGGUUUAUAUUCUCAGGGACACUGCUGGAAGAUUUGUAAACAUGGAUCCAACCAUCUUAUCCCACAACACGGAAUCUAUGCCAACAAAUGAAACUGUCCAGCCUGGGAAUCAAGAUUGUAGUCCAAUACUGCCCCUGAACUUCCUGGCCAUCAUUAUUGCCCUGGUUGGACUGGUAGGAAACACCAUCAUACUCUGGCUCCUGGGAUUCCGCAUAUGCAAAAAAGUCAUCUCCAUUUACAUUUUCAACCUGGCUCUUGCAGACUCCUUCUUCCUCUGCUGCCACUUUAUUGACUCACUCCUAUGGGUCAUUGCUUUCUAUGGCUUCUAUGCCCACAAAGUAAGUAAAUCAAUCUUAGGCAAUGCAGCAAUCAUUCCCUAUAUAGCAGGCCUGAGCAUACUCAGUGCUAUUAGCACAGAGUGCUGCCUGUCUGUGUUGUGGCCCAUAUGGUAUCACUGCCACCACCCAGAAAACAUGUCAACUGUCAUAUGUGCCCUAAUCUGGGCCCUGUCCUUUCUGAUGGGCAUCCUUGAGUGGUACUUCUCAGGAUUCCUGAGUGAGGAUCAUCAACAUUUGUGGAAAAAUGUAAAUUUUAUUGUAACUGUAUUUCUGAUCUUUCUAUUCAUGCUUCUCUUUGGGUCCAGUGUGGCCCUACUGGUCAGGAUCCUCUGUGGUUCCAUACAGAACCCACUGACCAGGCUGUAUGUUACCAUCUCACUCACAGUGAUCAUCUUCCUCAGCUGUGGCUUACCUCUUGGGUUCUACCUGUUCCUGUUAUACUGGCUUGAAGUUCAUUUGCAUCAUCCCUUGCAUCAUCUUAACCGAAUUACCUCUGUCCUGUCCUGUGUGAACAGCUGUGUCAACCCCAUCAUUUACUUCUUUGUAGGCUUCUUUGUAGGCUCUUUUAGGCAAAAUAGACAUCAUCGGUCCCUCAAAAUGGUUCUUCAGAGGGCUUUGGAAGACUCACCCGAGGAGGAUGAAUAUACAACCAGCAAUCUUCAGAAAACCAUUGAGAUGUCAGAAAGUAGAGAAUGGUGAAUAGUCCCUAGUCAGACAUGUGUUGAGACUCAACACCA